UGAUUGGUUGAUUUGGUUUUUACAAGUGUUUGGAACAAGUUGAUAAAGUAUUAUAAUGUCGGCACCAACAACACCAGAGCAGCCAGGGCCCUCUUCUUCUUCUCCAAAAAAACCUGGAGAUGUUUCGACAGCUAUACUGGACAGGAAGAAGGCACCCAAUAGACUUAUCGUAGAUGAAGCAGUAAAUGAUGACAAUUCAGUAGUUACCUUAUCACCCGCUAAAAUGGACGAGCUGGAGCUCUUUCGUGGUGACACCGUUCUUUUAAAGGGAAAGAAGAGAAGAGACACGGUUUGCAUAGUGCUUGCAGACGAAACUUGUGAAGAUUCAAAGAUAAGAUGCAAUAGAGUUGUUAGAAACAACUUGCGUGUUAGGCUUGGUGAUAUUGUUUCUAUCCACCAGUGUCCUGAUGUUAAAUAUGGACAAAGGGUUCAUAUUUUGCCUUUUGAAGACUCUAUAGAGGGUCUUACUGGAAACUUGUUUGAUACUUAUUUGAAACCCUACUUUUUGGAAGCAUAUAGACCUGUGAGAAAAGGAGAUACUUUUCUUGUGAGAGGAGGAAUGCGUGCUGUGGAGUUUAAAGUAGUUGAAACAGACCCUGGAGAAUAUUGUAUAGUUGCUCCAGACACAGUUAUUCACUGCGAAGGAGAACCGAUAAAGAGAGAGGAUGAGGAGAGACUGGAUGAUGUUGGAUAUGACGAUAUCGGAGGCUGUAGAAAGCAGCUUGCCCAAAUAAGAGAACUUAUCGAGCUUCCUAUUAGGCAUCCUCAGCUAUUCCGCAGUGUGGGUAUCAAACCACCAAAGGGUGUUUUGCUUUAUGGACCUCCUGGAAGUGGAAAGACUCUGAUUGCUAGAGCUGUUGCAAAUGAAACUGGUGCCUUUUUCUUUUUGAUUAAUGGACCGGAAAUUAUGUCCAAGUUAGCAGGAGAGUCGGAGAGUAACCUUCGAAAGGCUUUUGAAGAGGCCGAAAAGAAUGCUCCUUCCAUCAUUUUCAUUGAUGAGAUAGACUCUAUUGCUCCAAAGAGAGAGAAGACUCAAGGAGAAGUCGAACGUAGAAUAGUAUCGCAGUUACUUACUUUGAUGGAUGGUUUGAAAAGUCGAAGUCAAGUUAUGGUUAUUGCUGCUACAAAUAGGCCCAACUCUAUUGAUCCUGCACUUCGUCGCUUUGGAAGAUUUGAUAGAGAAAUUGAUAUAGGAGUACCGGAUGAAAAUGGACGUUUGGAAAUCUUGAGAAUCCAUACUCGUAAUAUGAAACUAGACCCAGAUGUUGAUUUGGAACGUAUUGCAAAGGAUACGCAUGGUUACGUAGGUGCCGACAUUGCUCAGCUAUGCACAGAAGCUGCAUUUCAGUGUAUCCGUGAGAAAAUGGACCUUAUUGAUCUGGAGGAUGAACACAUCGAUGCAGAAAUUCUGGAUUCAUUGGCUGUAACACAAGAACAUUUCAAAUUUGCCUUGGGACAAAGCAAUCCGUCAGCAUUAAGAGAAACACAUGUGGAAAUUCCGAAUGUUACUUGGGAAGAUAUUGGUGGUUUGGAGGAAGUCAAAGUGGAACUACAAGAAACGGUGCAGUAUCCUGUUGAGCACCCAGAAAAGUUUGAAAAGUUUGGGAUGCAACCUUCGAAAGGUGUUCUGUUUUAUGGGCCUCCAGGAUGCGGAAAGACUUUGCUUGCCAAAGCAAUAGCCAACGAAUGUCAAGCCAACUUCAUUUCUAUCAAGGGACCUGAAUUAUUGACAAUGUGGUUUGGUGAGUCAGAACAUAACGUUCGUGAAGUUUUCGACAAGGCAAGACAGGCUGCGCCAUGUAUUCUCUUCUUUGAUGAACUGGACUCCAUCGCCAGAUCUCGAGGUUCUUCAGCAGGAGAUGCUGGUGGUGCAGGUGAUAGAGUUAUCAAUCAAAUAUUGACUGAAAUUGAUGGUGUUGGAGAAAGGAAAAGCGUAUUUGUUAUUGGAGCAACCAAUCGACCAGAUAUCUUAGAUCCCGCAAUUACGAGACCAGGAAGAUUGGAUCAGCUCAUUUACAUUCCACUACCAGACCACAAGAGUCGUGUUCAGAUAUUUAAAGCAGCACUUCGAAAGAGUCCGAUUUCUCCCGACGUUGACUUUGAAGCUUUGGCUGCAGCUACAGCCGGAUUUUCUGGUGCGGAUAUUACUGAAAUAUGCCAGCGAGCUUGUAAACUUGCAAUAAGAGAAGCAAUCCAGAAGGAAAUUGAACUUCAGAAGCAGAGGGAAGUCAACCCCGAUUCUAUGGAAGAGGAAGUUGACCCUGUUCCCAUGUUAACCAGGAAACACUUCGAAGAGAGUAUGAAGUUUGCAAGACGGUCAGUAACAGAUGCCGAUGUACGUCGCUAUGAAAUGUAUGCCCAGAAUAUUCAAGCGACCAGAGGAUUCGGUGGCGGUUUCAAGUUUUCUGAUGCACCUUCCUCUGAGAACAAUCAGGGCAAUACUGGUGAUGAAGAUCUCUAUUCGUGAGAGAAAUCUCUUGAAUCCUUGCAAAUUAUUGCUGUGUCGCGUUUUGUUGGAAU
Galdieria sulphuraria is the source of this 2520-nucleotide messenger RNA. Its product is annotated as AAA-type ATPase. The transcript is spliced from 3 exons. The record is from RefSeq and is a predicted model, not a curated record. Gene Ontology annotation, cellular component: VCP-NPL4-UFD1 AAA ATPase complex; nucleus; cytosol. NCBI's taxonomy places the organism in Eukaryota, Rhodophyta, Bangiophyceae, Galdieriales, Galdieriaceae. Gene Ontology annotation, biological process: mitotic spindle disassembly; autophagosome maturation; retrograde protein transport, ER to cytosol. The coding region runs from base 56 to 2467 and encodes 803 amino acids. Gene Ontology annotation, molecular function: ATP binding; ATP hydrolysis activity; polyubiquitin modification-dependent protein binding.